AUGACUGUCACCACACUUCCAGCGUUCAAUGAUCUGGUUGCGCAUGCGCUCAUUUCUCAGAGCAGCAUCCAACCAGAGCAGCUGAUUGUGCUUGAUAACUCGUCCAAAUACCAGCCCCAUGGAUUCAAACAGAACACCAACCAGGAGCAGAAUCUGGCUGCCAUAUUCAACACCAUGGCCACCCUUAACCGCCUGGCACUGGAAGAUCCGCGCACCUGCGCUGGAAAGCUAGGGCCAUCCUUCCGCGAUGCUCUGCUUCAGGCUGCGGAUGAAAUUGCCAUGCUCGCCGACAACCGCCCAAUCCGCUAUGUUGAGCUGGGCCCCGAGCCUUGGAAAUCACGGGCCAUCCUCGAGCGACUCCUAGCUGCGGGCGUCAGGCUUCGCCAGUACGUGGGCAUCGAUAUCAAUCCCGAAUCCGAGCAGACCAUGCGUAAGGCUUUGGUACCUGUAAUCGGAGAAGAAAAAUUCAGCUACUGGGUCGAGGAUUUUUACAAAUGCUCCGUAGCCGGUUUCCCAAAGCCUAAAGACGAAACUGCCUCUUCUGAGAACCUAGUCACCGUUGUGACCAACCUUGGUUUCCAGGAGGGUAAUGACCUGCCUGCUCGAAUUGGACCGAUGUUGAAGAGCAUCACCCGGCCGGGCGACAUUCUGCUUUCAGAAAUGCAGGUUUUUGGCGGCGGUGCUGAUCCGGGCCUCAUCGAACAAUUCUAUCAGCAUCCGGAAAUGAAUCGUUUCUCAGGCCUGGUUGGCGAAUGCUUUGAGUCAGGAUCGGAUGGUGCUGCCGCAGCCUCGGGAUCUGCAGCAUCUGCAGCCAGAAAGCAUGAUUUUUACCUGUUGCCCCUGCAGACCGAGAUUGGAAGCGUGAAUGUAGCCACCACGCUUGCUCCGGUCCGCGUCAAUGGGCACAAGAAUUGCCUUAAAUACACCCGGGAGCAGUUCCAGAAGGCCAGAGAAUACUCGGGCGAUUUUGUGGUGAAAUUGUGGCAGGAGACCGGGGACAAGUCUGUGGUUUUCCAGGUGUCUGAACGACGUUAG
Messenger RNA from Aspergillus udagawae, 1035 nucleotides. RefSeq lists its product as uncharacterized. The record is from RefSeq and is a predicted model, not a curated record. Lineage: Eukaryota; Fungi; Ascomycota; Eurotiomycetes; Eurotiales; Aspergillaceae. The transcript is spliced from 2 exons. The coding region runs from base 1 to 1035 and encodes 344 amino acids.